Molecule: messenger RNA, 2026 nt
Organism: Bombina bombina (fire-bellied toad)
Lineage: Eukaryota; Metazoa; Chordata; Amphibia; Anura; Bombinatoridae
Product: nuclear factor related to kappa-B-binding protein-like
Exons: 3
Coding region: 561-878 (105 amino acids)
Source: RefSeq, a predicted model, not a curated record
GACAUUUUCCCUUUAAAAAAUGUCUGUUUUUAAACUUUAAUAAUAAUAAUAAAAAGACUUUUGGUUUUACCUUGAAUCAAUAACCUGAAUUAUUUCUUUACCAUAUGUAUACGGAGACUACAAACUGGCAACAUGUUUAGCAAAUUCUAAGAAACUGAUGUGUAAACCCUGCACCAUAACAUAGACAAUUUUCAAUGCCCACUAUAAAUUUAUUGACAAUGUUAUUUGACUGUGCAUUAUUAAUAGUCUGUAUUACAAGAUGGUUUGAAUAAAAAAUAUCUAAUGUUAUCCUUUUGUCGACAGAUUAUGCCAGGCCGAGGGGACCAAAUAGUUUUGAAAAUUUAUCAUGUUCCGCUCACUAGAUAUUAUUCAAACUUGCUUUAUGUUUAUAUUUUGUACAUUUAUAAUGUGUCAUUCGUCUACAGUUAAAGUGUUAGUAGCAUUUUUAGGAUAUUUUGUGCCCGCUACACAAAUGAUUACACUAACCGCACGCUUUCUUUCUAUGUCAGGGCAAACUCCCAGCCCGUAUCACUGUUCCCCUGUCUGUGCUCAGCCAACCCAUGAAGGGGAAAAGUGUGAUGACUGCGCCAAUCAUCAAGGGAAGCCUUGGUGCAAACAUUAGUGGUUUGGGACGAAACAUUAUCUUAACAACUGUACCAGCUGGAACAAAACUUAUCGCUGGUAACAAGCCAGUGAGCUUCCUGACAGCUCAGCAACUGCAGCAGCUCCAGCAGCAGGGCCAGGCAACGCAGGUUCGUAUACAGACCGUUCCAGCCUCUCACCUUCAACAGGGAUCAUCGCCUGUGUCUUCCAAAGCAGUGUCUACUGUUGUUGUGACAACAGCUCCCCCUCCCAAACCGACCCAGGAGCCGCAGUGAGAGCUUCACUGGUUCAUCCUGGAGGACUCAUCUUGGUAUUUUCCUGCAACUUGGAGGAUUUAUCUUCCUGGAGUUUCCAGUGCUUUGCAGAUCCUCAUCCUGGAGGGCCCAGAACAUUGCAGUCCCUCAUUCUGGAGGGCCCAGAACAUUGCAGUCCCUCAUUCUGGAGGGCCCAGAACAUUGUAGUCCCUCAUUCUGGAGGGCCCAGAACAUUGUAGUCCCUCAUUCUGGAGGGCCCAGAACAUUGCAGUCCCUCAUCCUGGAGGGCCCAGAACAUUGCAGUCCCUCAUCUGCAAAACUACAUCUCAGCGUUUAGAGAACAGUAGUGCACUUGGUUUCAAGCCACUUUUCCUCUUCCAACAAGUGUAACCUUUUAUCAACAAAGCCAGUGACAUUGUUAGGACAAACUAUAGGAAGCUAAAGCUGAUGUCUUGUCUGGCCUCUUCCCAUAAUCCUUUGUGUUUGUUUUCCAAGAUGGAACAUAAGAUUUGUUGUGGAACACCCCGCUGUUAACAUAAUUCUCAGCCUUUCUUGUGAAGCUGGUUUAGCUGUGGGGAAUGUUGUUUUUCAGACUUGCUUUUUAACAUCUGAUAUAUUUUUAUUUCUGCUGAAAGUCUAGUAAUUUAACAAAUGUUUUAUAUGUGUGAGAGAGAGUGAGCAUGCACGCAUGAAUGAAGAGUUUCUAUUUAAAGCUGUAGAAACGGUAAAAAAAGUAAUAUGCUCAAAAUUUAAAUUAUAUUUAAAAAGUGAAAAUUACUUAGAAGUUCUUGUUAAUAUGUAUAGCAUAAGCUGCUGAUUUCUGUCCAAGGAAGACGAGAUGCAGGUAGGAAGUCCGGCACUUUAUAACAGUGGAAUAUUUGUGAGUGAUCCGUUGUUCGGAUUUAUUUGGCGUUGUUUGGAUUACGGAGGUUUGCCUGUUCUUCAUCUAAUAUAUUAUUUAUUUAACUCUCCAGCGUACAGCCUCGCUAAACCAAACCUUAUCAGUCAUAGGUGAUAAAUAGAAUAUAUUAUCCAACUUAAUGACUGUAGCACUCUGUGACCAGGAGGAUUAUUGGUCACUGCUUAUCGGUAUGUUAAAGGGAUAUUAAAGUCAACAAAAAUCUCCCUGUAAAUUUUAAUUAAGAUCUAUUAAACAACGUUGUAGUAUA